AGCAAUCAGAAGAAUGAAAGAUAGCAAAACCAAAACACCCUAACUUCUCUUGCCCUCAGCUAUUUCACCUCACUCCCAAAACUCGAGAGCACAACGAUGCUUGACUUGCUUCGAUCGCAGCAGAGAAGAACAUGCAAUCUCCAUCUCGUCGCCGUUCUUCAACCUGCCCAACCACUACCGUCGUCGCGUCUGCUCUGUCGCGGUGCGCGCAGCGCCAGCGUCAUCCAAACGCCUGUGUUCUGUCGCCUGUUCGAGCCUCCACUCAGCCGCCAUUUCCCCGCUGUUGCAGCCUCUCAUCCGCCGCUGUGCAUCCCUCCGUCCAGCCAUUUCCAUCGAGUAUGAAAGCUUCAUCUCCCUCGCCCUCCUCUUUGAUUUUCAGAACAUCUGAAAAAACUUAGGUUCGAUGAAGGAGGUUCGCUAAUAGAGGUCUGAUCAACGACACCAAUGAAGGGUCCGCCGCUCUUUUUCACAAAUCACAGAUAAUCAUGGCACCGAAAGGUUGAGGUGGACGAAUAGUACGAAACACUCGUAUUGAUCAAUCUCGGCUUUCCUCGCGUAUGUCAGGUGAGCAAAAUGUUGAUAUUGAUUCUUCUCAACCAUCGGUACACGUGUUAGGUCAAUAGAGUAAUACUCAUGAUGAACCUCAUCUUACACAAUUGAAUGUGGGAUCCGCAUCACAACCAUCCCCACAAAUUUUAUCACAACCGUCACCAUAAUUAGAUGGUGCGAAUUCGUCUGACGCAUCUGCUUUAGACGCAGAAGAUAAUGAGCUACCUAGUGUUGGACAAUCAAAUGUGCAUACUGAAACUAGGAGUAACAAGAAGCUGGUAAUAGCUGUAGAGAAAGGCGAUAAACCGAAGAGAUUUACAGAUCAUACGGUAACUCGUGACAUCACGAAAGAUUUAUUAAGUAGGAUGCCUUCUCCAGCGCCAAGAUGGCAGGAUUAUUGUCCAAACAUGAAGGACGAAUUGUUUAAAGGUUUUCUGGAAAAACAUGAAUUUGCAUCAAAUUAUGAUAAGGCUAUGGCAAGAACUGUUUGGAAUAAGACAAUGCAUGACCGCUAUCCUAAUAUUUUGAAAAGAGCAAGGGAUAGAGCUUUUAAGGAGGCAAACUCUACUAGUAUUGCUGAUAUUAAGGGUCAUGGACCUAAAGCAAUGAAAGUUGAUGUUUGGAAUGGCUUAGUUGAUCAUUGGUUAGAUUCAAAGUGGCAAAAUAAGUCUGUGGCCGGUCAAAAAAAUAGGACUGCUAUGCCUGCUCAUAAACUACACACUGUAGGGUCUAUCAGUUUUGGCGAACACAAGAGAAGAAAGGAAGCUAAGUUGAAGCAUUGUGUAUCUUUCCUUGAAGUAUUGUUCAUAAGAAAAAAAAGUGGAGAAUAUGUUUCUGAAGUAUCCAAGGAAAUUAUUGACUCAUAUGGAGAGGCAAUAUCACAAAAAUAUGGAGAAGAUUUAAUAGAUCAACCUGAAGUUGAUCCUGACGUGUGGACAGAAGUUGCAGGAACCAACAAGAAAGGACGAGUUCAUGGGUUAGGCCGCAGUCUGGAUAUUGGUAUUCAUGAUCAUAGAGAUGUGCCAUUAUCUGAAGAUAUAGGUGUUUCUACAGUCAAGUCAAUUUCACAAAUAGACAUCACUGAGGCUAUUAAAGAAGCAUUGCCUAGUGCUAUAAAUGCAAUCUUGCCUAGUGUUGUAAAUGAAGCUAUACAGAGUAAUUUACUGUCUCUCCUUUCUAAGAUUCCAGGAUUCCCCCAAGAGAAGAAUCAGUAGAGUGAUUUUGCUAGGAAUAAUAUUUGAUUAGGUGGCUUAUGUUAAUGCAUUUUGUUAGGCUUAGUUUAUUAUCGUAGUUUAUUUAUUUGAUAGACAAUUGAUUAGGCAAUUUGUUUCAUUUUCAGUUUUUAUAGAAGUUGGCUUACUUUUAUUGGUAGUUUACUUAGUUGAUAAAUAAUUAUUUGGAUUGAUUUUUAUAGUUACUAUUAGAUUUAACUUGUUUUGGUAUUUUAUUUGUGAAGUAUCUAUGUUGGAGA
Messenger RNA from Arachis ipaensis, 2020 nucleotides. Lineage: Eukaryota; Viridiplantae; Streptophyta; Magnoliopsida; Fabales; Fabaceae. The record is from RefSeq and is a predicted model, not a curated record.